AUGAGACGUCGUGAUCUUCCGCAUAUUUGCAGAUUGGACCCUGAGAGCCCCAUUCUGCAAUAUUACCUCGACCAAACCUCAAAAAUGGGUCAGGCCUCUGCCCUCAUACUCAACACUUUUGAGGAACUCGAGGCGCCCAUUAUCUCCCACCUCCACUCAAUCUUCCAAAAAAUCUACGCAAUUGGGCCACUGCACAUUGUCCCGAGGCCCAUUGGGCCUCAACCUGGGGCAGACACUUCCCACAACUCCUCUAGCCUGUUCCAGACGGACCAAUCGUGCAUGGGCUGGCUCGACUCCCAACGGCCCAAAUCGGUCCUGUACGUGAGCUUCGGCAGCGUGGCAGUGCUAACCCGCGACCAAUUCACAGAGUUCUGGCAUGGGCUCGUCGACAGCGGGAAGCCGUUCUUGUGGGCCAUAAGGCCCAAUUUGAUCGCCGACGACAAUAAUGGGCCCAAUAUUGCCACUCUUGAUGAGCUGAAGGCGGCCACUCCUGUGAGGGGACUGAUAGUGGGUUGGGCCCCGCAAGAGGAUGUUCUGGCCCACGAUGCCGUGGGCGGGUUCUUGACGCAUAGCGGGUGGAACUCGACUUUGGAGAGUAUGACAGCCGGCAAGCCCAUGAUCUGUUGGCCUGCGAUUGCGGACCAGCAGGUCAACAGUAGGUGCGUGAGCCAUAUGUGGAAAGUGGGGCUCGACAUGAAGGAUGUUUGCGAGAGAUCAACGGUGGAGAAAAUGGUGAGGUAUUUGAUGGAGGGCGGGAGGGAGGAGUUGUUGAGAUCGACGGAGGAGAUUGCUCGGUUGGCUCGGGAAAGCGUUCGUGAUGGCGGGUCGUCUCAUCGCAAUCUUCAAAAGUUGAUUGAGGAUAUAAAAGUUGGUGCUUUCCUCUAG
Molecule: messenger RNA, 885 nt
Organism: Striga asiatica
Lineage: Eukaryota; Viridiplantae; Streptophyta; Magnoliopsida; Lamiales; Orobanchaceae
Source: the annotation of a GenBank genome assembly